UCAAUGUAUUAUGACCCCUUAUGACGACCUUCUCUAUAAUGCUGAAGACUGACCAUAAAUAUGAGCAAUCGAAUAUUCACAAUACAUAAAUGAUAAAUUCUUAAAAUUUCCGUGAAAAGUGGGAGGAAAAAAAAAUCGUUCCAACUUUCAAAACACAAGACAUGAAGAGCUCGACAGGCAUCCAUUGUUUUGCGCAUGCGUAGUUGAAACCUUGUAUGUAAAUAUUAUACACAGCAAAAUGGCCGUCACCGAUGGGAAUGCAGUAAAAGAGGAAACAUUAACGGCUCUUACAAGAGAAGCAGAAAACCUUAAACAGAAACUAUUAGAAGAAAGACACAAGCUGAACGAUGUUGAAAUGUACACAGUAGCCCAGAGGUUGGAGCCUCUGCCUCCUCUGAACCUGAAACCAAGGCGUAUCCUGAAGGGCCAUCAAGGGAAGGUCCUAUGCCUAGACUGGGCAAGAGACCAGCGGCACAUGGUGACCUCUUCGCAGGAUGGCAAGGUUAUAGUUUGGGAUGCCUUCACAACUAACAAGGAACAUGCAAUAACAAUGCCAACGACUUGGGUGAUGGCUUGUGCCUAUGCACCUUCAGGCACCAUGGUAGCAUGUGGUGGUCUGGAUAACAAGUGCUCGGUGUAUCAACUCACCCAAGAGGAGGAUCUAUCAAGUAGCAAGAAGAGAGCUGUGGCCAUGCAUACCAGCUAUGUCUCAUGCUGUACCUUCAUGAACUCUGACCAACAGAUUUUGACAGGAAGUGGUGACAGUACCUGUGCAUUGUGGGAUGUGGAGAGCGGUCAGCUCCUGCAGAGUUUCCAUGGUCACAAUGCGGACGCAAUGGCGCUUGACCUCUCGCCCUCGGAAGCUUGCAAUACUUUUGUGUCAGGAGGUUGUGACAAGCAAGCGUUGGUGUGGGAUAUGAGAACCGGCCAGUGUGUGCAAUCCUUUGAAGGUCAUGACUCGGACAUCAAUGCUGUCAGGUUUUUCCCCAGUGGAGAUGGCUUUGCAACGGCCUCUGAUGAUGCAUCGUGUCGUAUGUACGACCUUAGGGCUGAUAGAGAGAUCAGCUGCUACAGCAAGGAGAGCAUCAUCUUUGGAGCCACAUCACUCGACUUCUCUCUAAGCGGGCGUCUGCUCUUCGUCGGAUACAACGACUACUCGGUCAACAUUUGGGACACUCUCAAGGGUCAUCGCUUGACCAUGCUCUACGGCCAUGAGAACAGGGUGAGCUGCCUGAGGGUCUCUCCAGACGGGACUGCCAUGUGUACUGGUAGCUGGGACUACACCCUCAGGAUCUGGGCUUAACAUGCUGACCAGUCAUUGGACGAACAUGUGACCAUACUGACCUGCAGGACUAGCGGGCACUUUGCUUUACUUAUUUUCUUCUGAGAUGUGGACCUAGAUAUGUAACUAGAACUCAAGCCCUGCGGUCUAAGUAUAGGCUAGACCAAGCCAUACUUAGACCUAAGGUUUGGCCAAUUUAUAUUUGGACUGAAUUUUUGACCGAAGGUUUGGACCUCACCUUUAGACUUUUAAACCUUUGACCUGUGGGCAAGAUUCUUUUCUUCUCAUACAGCAACCUGUGGCACUCUGACCAUCAUACAAGAGACUGUGUGUGUAACAUGUAAUGCACAUGAGUAAUGUGGCUCUAUUGUCAUAUGUACAUGUAUAUCCACAGUGAUCACAAAUGAAAGUUGUUAAGAUAAGUUCACAUAAAAUCAGUACAUCCUUCAAUAUUUAUCCAAACCAAACUCCCUACUCUCAUGAUUUUAAGUGUCCAGUAACUUCUUUUGAAAUUCAAUCAUCUUUAUUUAUGAGAUCAAGAUAACUGUACACCCUUGGGUCAUUGUUCUCCCCCGGUGUAUAUUUUCAUUAAAUACAAAAUUGAAAUCAUUGAAAUAAUAUGAUGUGAUGUUGAAAUGUUGAAAGUUACACCAAGAAAUGAAGGUCUGGAAAAUAAGAAAUCUAGUUGAUGUUGAUACAGAUAUUAAGUGUGUACAAUGUUGGGAACUGAAAAUUCCAAGAUCAGUGCAAAAAUUGAUUUUACUUGUUUUUCCUGGCAUCAAAAUAGUCUUUACAAUUAACACAGGCCAGUGUCAUAUUAGAGGUCCAAAUUUGUUGUUGGCGAGGACUUGUAGUAUAUUGAGGAGUUAUCUAAUUUGCUUUGAAAUAUCUUCAAAACUUCUUUUAUGUAAAGUAAGGACUUAUAUGAAAGGGAAUAUUUAUUCACAACUUUGACAUGCUAUUAGGAGUGGCUGUGAUAUUUUAGUGUGAUAGGAAUGUAUUUAUUGUGGAUUUCAUUUGAUAUUUGUAGUGAGUUUUGGGUCAAAUUUCUGGAUGUGGGUUUUAUUUAUUUCUUUGGAUUGAGAGAGUAACAACCAAGAAGAUAGACUCAGGGCGCAGAAUUUUUUGGCAGAAGAGAAAGAAAGAAAAGAUGAAUUUUUGCCCUCAUCUAUUUUUAUAAUCAUUUAACAAUACAAAAUCAUAGUUGUAGGUUUUGUGAGGAUAUGAUACAAUUGUUGAAAAAUCAAAAUUUAUAGGUGAAGGUGAGAAUGUAGAUCUCUAAUACAUGUAAAAGGAGGGAACUAUACAUGUAGUUCUACAUGUAGAUAGGUAUGUAUAGAUCUAUUGAAAUUAUAAAUAAUUUAUGCUAUCCGUAUCGAAUUUGUGAUAAUUUCAUUUUAUUGACUUAAUCAUCUUUUUCUUGUUUGGAUGUUUCUAGGAAUGAAAGCCACUUAAAAAUUUAUUUGAAAUUAUUACAAUAGUAGGUGUUCUAUUUUUCAGAUGUCUGAUGUCUGAUUCUUUACCGUUGUAUUACAGAGAUAAUUAGUUUAUUUAAUUGUUACAGCACAGUACCUGAAUAUUAUGAUUUCUGUUGUAAUUACACAUCAAAUUUUCUUCUUCUUUCAGUAGUAUAAAGAUUAAGGCCAUCCAUUCAAACAAAGGAAAAACAAUUUUUUUUCUUCUUCAAAAUCAGAUAAAAAGGUUAAUUUGGUUUUUUGCAAAGUAUUUUAGAGCAGAUGGCAUUAGUCAAAGACAGCACCUCAUUUUCUAGAAUUCUAAAAUUUUUCACCUUGCUUUAAUACUCGACACUUUUUACCUUAUCUUUUUCUUUUAAAUUUUGAAUACCUUUAGGUUUAUGAUGCUCAUUGGCUAUCCUAUAGAAGACAUUCCAGUACAUGCCUCUUGUAUUUAUCCUUGUUGAAUUGGAGUGACUAGAAAUAUUUAUUUUAGUUAUUAUUUUUCUGCGCCAAAUAUAAUUAUUCAUUUUUCAAUGAUUGACUAGAAGAAAAGAGGGAGAGGAGUAGUCUACUGGUGUAACUGGAAAUCUUUGGGUAGAAAUUGCACUGCAGUGGAUCAAUUUUGUCUCUUUUUUCCCUUUGAAUAGUAGUUCAAUGUUUAAUAUUGUACAAUGUAAGCAGGCAUGCAGUAACUUUUAUUUAAUCUGUUGUACAGGUAACUGAAAUGCGGUGUGAGAAUAAAAAUGUCCCUGU
Strongylocentrotus purpuratus (purple sea urchin) is the source of this 3492-nucleotide messenger RNA. RefSeq names its product guanine nucleotide-binding protein subunit beta-5-like. Lineage: Eukaryota; Metazoa; Echinodermata; Echinoidea; Camarodonta; Strongylocentrotidae. The record is from RefSeq and is a predicted model, not a curated record. Bases 239 to 1303 code for a protein of 354 amino acids. Gene Ontology annotation, molecular function: protein binding; signaling receptor complex adaptor activity. Gene Ontology annotation, biological process: G protein-coupled dopamine receptor signaling pathway; G protein-coupled receptor signaling pathway. Gene Ontology annotation, cellular component: cytoplasm; heterotrimeric G-protein complex. The transcript is spliced from 8 exons.